This is a messenger RNA of Girardinichthys multiradiatus, 3854 nucleotides long. RefSeq names its product ER lipid raft associated 2 (gene erlin2). The record is from RefSeq and is a predicted model, not a curated record. Bases 780 to 1778 code for a protein of 332 amino acids. Lineage: Eukaryota; Metazoa; Chordata; Actinopteri; Cyprinodontiformes; Goodeidae. Gene Ontology annotation, cellular component: endoplasmic reticulum; endoplasmic reticulum membrane. Gene Ontology annotation, molecular function: ubiquitin protein ligase binding; cholesterol binding. Gene Ontology annotation, biological process: SREBP signaling pathway. The transcript is spliced from 12 exons.
AUAAAGUUUGGAUUAAAUUUAAAGCUGGUUAAACUUGACUGCUGUCUCUUAAAAAAAAAAAGCAAUAUCUUCAGGUAACAAACUAAUUUGCAUUUCUUUACCAAAAGUAGAAAUACCUUUUUAGAUGAUUUCUAGAAAUGUAGUCAGCAAAGAUUUGAGUGGCUAAAAUAAAGAGAUAAGGGAAAAUUUGGCAACCUUGCCUAAUUCCUUGAUUACAGGAUAGAAUCUAGGGGUGGUACCGUUUUUCAUUUGACAGAGCAAUUAGCGUUAUUAUAUAAUAUUUUCAUUGUAUUGCAGAAGAAAAGACCAAAGCUGAAUUUAUGAAGACAGCUGAAGAUGUGAUUAAUGCAAUCAAAAGCUUUGUAAAACCCUAAGAAGAGUAUGAAGCUAUUAUCUGUGAUUAACUCUGAAAAAUCCAGAAUAUCAAGAACAAGCCAUUUAUUAUUGGAAAUGUGGAUAUUUUGCAUAAAUUUAGAUUGUGUCUCUCUAAUAAUUGUUUUUAGGACCCAUUUAAGUUGUUUUGCAAAUACUGAUGCCAUGAUUUUGUAAUCAUUAUUUAAAAGACAUAUAGUACGCCAAUUAUCAAUGAGUAGUUAGUAUUUUUGGGGCUUAGGUUUAAGGUGAGUGUGGUGGGAAAUGUCAUUGGGAUACUCGGGAAUUUGCCGGCAGGGGGCGCAAAUGCAUCACUGCACAUCCUGAGUAGUGUAGUUAAGCAGAGCAGAAGAAGGCACUUCCUGUAUGUUGUCUGCUUUGCCGUGUUUUAACAUAAAAUUACAGGGAUGGCUCAGUGGGGGGCCAUCUUCUCUAUAAUUGCUGCUCUUGGAGGAGCAGCAAUGUUGGCCUCAGUGCACAAAAUUGAUGAAGGACACACAGGAGUGUACUACAGGGGAGGGGCACUCCUCACUACCACCAGUGGCCCAGGUUUCCACCUUAUGCUUCCAUUCAUCACCACAUACAAGUCUGUACAGACGACACUGCAGACAGAUGAGGUGAAGAAUGUACCAUGUGGGACAAGUGGAGGAGUGAUGAUUUACUUUGACCGCAUUGAAGUGGUGAACUACCUCAUUCCCUCAGCAGUAUAUGACAUAGUGAGGAACUUCACAGCAGAUUAUGACAAAGCUUUGAUUUUCAACAAAGUGCACCACGAACUCAACCAGUUUUGCAGCGUUCACUCUCUACAAGAAGUCUACAUCGGCUUGUUUGACCAAAUCGAUGAAAAUCUCAAAUUGACACUACAAGAGGAUCUAACAUCUAUGGCGCCAGGCCUUAUAAUACAGGCCGUGCGUGUCACUAAACCCAACAUUCCUGAGAGCAUUCGCAGGAACUACGAGCUCAUGGAGAGUGAAAAGACAAAACUGCUGAUCUCCCAGCAGACACAGAAGGUUGUAGAAAAGGAGGCAGAAACUGAGAGGAUUAAAGCUAUCAUAGAGGCUGAGAAAAUGGCACAAGUCGCAGAAAUCAAGUUUGAGCAGAAAGUUAUGGAGAAGGAAACUGAAAAGAAGAUCUCUGAAAUUGAAGAUAACGCAUUCCUGGCCAGGCAGAAAGCCAGGGCAGAUGCAGAGUUCUAUACAGCACUGAGAGCUGCUGAGGCCAAUAAGUUGAAGUUAACUCCUGAGUAUCUGCAGCUGAUGAAGUACAGUGCCAUCGCAGCCAACAGCAAGAUCUAUUUUGGAAACGACAUACCUCAGAUGUUUGUGGACUCUGGCUCCACAGCGAGCUCCAUCAAGGCCUCCGCAGCCCUGGAUGUCAUUAGCGAUCAGGUUAUAGACCUGGAUUAAUGAAGAAAGUAGUGGGACCACUCAAGUGUGGCGGACUCUUUGCAGGUAGCAAAGGUGCUCUCUGUUCCCAACGUAAUCUGCUGUCGAGAGCCGGUAUUUCUCAGACAAUUCAGAACCACUACAGGAAAUCCUACUGGACGGAUGAAGAGGAUACAAUUAAAAGUUCAGCUCCAAUGCAGAAACUUCAGUUAACACUAAAUUGUAGGUUAGAUAAAAUGUUCAUCAAUCCAAGGUCCAUUGAAAUGAAGUUUAGCUAAAAAAUGGCAUUGAAGAUUUGUUCAUUUAUUAAUGCUGCUGCACUUCUUAGAACUGUACUAACAGUCAGUGUAGUUACAUAUCAGGUAUUUUGCUGCUUACUAUUAAUUAUUUUAACAUGAUCUUGUUUUUGUGUGAUCCCGUUUUUCAUCCUGUCCAGCUGUCACUACAGUAAACUGAAACUUUUAGGUGGUCUAAACCAGACAAAGGCAAUCCAAUAAUUUAGAGCACAUGUUCCUUAAUUAAAAUGGGAUUAAAUUGGUUAUUUUUGUAGCCUAUUUCUCAGGCCAUUUAGCAGAUUAAAUCAAUGUUGGCUCAGGAGUUAGAUGCUGAGCACCAUCCCACAAUUUCCUGUUUACGGCAGAUACUGGACUCAUUUCAAUUCAGGAAUCAUCUAGAAUUGGUCCUUUACAGUCUUGUAAAAUGUCUAAACAUCCCAUAACUUUAGGAUACACCAAAACAUGCAGUAUCAUUAGCCACGAGGCUUUAAAGUUAACCCAAAAGACUCCAAACUUAAAAUACACUGUGAUCUUGAUAGAGUUGACUAAAACAGGAGUGUUUCUACAGCUCAAUUGACUGUCUGUCCAAUCAGAGGACUUUUUUAUAUUCAUGUGAUGCCAUUUUGUCCCUGUCUACUUCCUACAAGCAAUCAUUUCCAUACUUACAUUGUCAACUAUUGUAACGUGGUUCAUUUUUUGGUUAGUUAGGUAUUUUUGAUCAGUUAUUAUAUUUUGUAGUUUGUGAACACCCUCAAGACCAAUUCACAGCUAUGCUGUGAUGCAGCCGGGUAGGAAAUGCCCCAGUAGCGGGCACAUAAAUGGCUCCUGGCAGAAACCCCGUUUGAACUGGAACUGGAACAGGAACUGCAGGAGGAUGAAAUGACGAAUGCCUGAGUUAGUAGGGUCCCAAUCUUUUCAGAAACAUGGAAACAAAUAAAAUGUCCUUGUUCCUCAUAGUGAGAUCUGCUGGUAAAAUGUUUCUGUUGGCCUGGAAGAGGCACCAUCUGCACCCCUCAGGGGGGUGAGGCUGCAUUUCUGACCUGCUUGAUAAAAAUGGGCUUUGACAAUAACAGCAGACUGCAAGCUCAAUGAAUGUACUGUGGUAGCUGCUCACUGGCUCAUUUCAAAUCACUGUUUUGUAUUAUUGGCUUUUUGUGCACACUUACUUCACUGCAUUUGUGAAACUAACUUAAUCAUUUUUUUGUAAGUGUGCAACACUUUUUCCUGUUGACUAUUCUGUUUGUCAUAGAAAGUUGUGCCAAGAGCAUCUUGGAUUGUCAAACAGAAAGCAGUUUUUUACUUUAGUUUUGACAUCCAAACUAAACAUUCGACAUUGCUCGCCUCUAGACAAUGUUCUGCUUUUGCUGUGAGAAGUUACACUUGCUGUGUGGUGUCUCAUGUUUACUUCUAUUUUGAUCUUGUUUUUUUUUUUUUACUUUUUAAGUGACAUUAGUUCCAUGGUGGAUUAAGAAAUUAAAAACCAAAUUCUGGGUUUUCCAAAAAAAAAAACAUUGUAUAUCCAGAGCUAAGCUUGUUUGUUAAUGGACAGCACCCUUUAAAGCUAUGGGAACAUGCCCUAAUAUUCAUUCCAGUGUCUCAGGUGGGAAAGACACUGACUCUACACAACAUUGUCAUUGCACUGGUUUUAGUGAUAAAUGUACAAUCAAAAUGAUGUCUUCUGAUAAACUGCUGUUUUAAUCAAGAAAUGAAUAGCAAUGAGAAGCUUCUAUUAACAAGUGCAGUAAUAUAUAUUUAGGGAACCUUUUUCACUGACGGAGUGUAAGCCUGUGUUCUAACACACAAUAAACUCCACAGAAGCUAA